AUGCUUCUCGACCACAAGCCGACGCGCAUCGUGCCGUCGGUGGACUCGCUCUCGGACACGAGCCCGCGCAUGCCCAAGCCGACCGAGCCGGUGCACUUUCACGCGAUCACGGCGCGGUUUGUGAACCACCCCAAGCUUGAAAAGCUGUAUCGGGAGAAGGCGGUGAAGGAGUGGUCGCCGCGGUCGUUCAAGAUCGUGCUCGCGUUCCUACUCCUCUACUUCAUCUUUGUGGCACCGAAUUUGACCAACCUCACGUCGUCCGACCCGUCGAUCCGAGAGCAGUCGAAAGAGUACUUUCUCUAUGUCGUGCCCUCGAUG
Messenger RNA from Saprolegnia parasitica CBS 223.65, 318 nucleotides. RefSeq lists its product as hypothetical. The record is from RefSeq and is a predicted model, not a curated record. The transcript has a single exon. NCBI's taxonomy places the organism in Eukaryota, Oomycota, Saprolegniomycetes, Saprolegniales, Saprolegniaceae. The annotation marks the transcript as partial.